AUGCGUGAAUCCCACCGUUCCGAGAGCAAGGGAGACGAAUGGAGUCCAAAAGAGAUGGAAGGAAAAAGGGUGGGGCACCAACGUAAAAAUAAAUCUCGGUUUGUGAAGUGCAGUAAUGUAACUCGAGCGACCGGCCUGAUGAGUAUGUCAUCGCAAAUCCUACCCCAAGCAAUGUACCGCCGCGACUCAGAAGAGACGCAGGAGAAGCCGCUCGAGAUAGACCAGGACUCCAACCCUGACCGCAGCCAUUCGAGCAGCCCCAAGAGCAUGAAAUACUACAAGCACAUGGACGAGGAGAAAACGAUAAUCGGCCAGGGGAAGAAGUCUUUCUGCAUAGACGCCCUGCUCUCGCGCCACAUGGAGCCGGAGUCCUCGAUACAGGAGAAGGCGCAGCAGAAGUACCUCUCCUACAUCCAAAACAAGAACUACAUAGCGAGGUACAACAGCGAGAACUACGAGGCCCAAAUCGAGCACAAUACGAUAGAGCGGUGCCAGAAUCGUGGCUUCGAGCAGAGGUUCGAAAGGGUGGAGAGCGUGAGCCCCCGGUCGGGGCAGAGCACCCCCAGAAGUGGAUCCCCUGGCUCCGACGACGGCAACAGGUCGGAGAGCUACAGCCCGCCGAUUUCCCCUGGCGUCGAGGGCGGCGUAGAAGAGUACGAGAGCUAUAGGCCAGGUAUAAUUCCGAAGCCUGGCCUGCUGCCACAAAAUCCGGCGCUGGUCGCGGCGCAGUCCUCGCUGUUCAGCUACUCGCAGCUGUCGCAGCCGGGGGUUCCCCCCGGAGCCCCGAUGCCCUCCGCCUUCCACCACCCUGGUGACCGCGUGCUGCACCACAUGCAACUGGAGUGGCUGGCGCGCACUGGGAUGUUCUACCAUCGAAUACCCGAGUUGGGAGGU
Messenger RNA from Iphiclides podalirius (scarce swallowtail), 894 nucleotides. Lineage: Eukaryota; Metazoa; Arthropoda; Insecta; Lepidoptera; Papilionidae. The record is from the annotation of a GenBank genome assembly.